GCCGGCAAUCCAGAAGUUUUAUCUAAGCUGCCACAAUAUACCUUGACCUUUCUAACAGAGUAUCUCUUACCAUCAUCAUUAUGGCCGAGAUUACAGCAGAAGGACGUAUGUCUACAACCACGACAAUAAUAGAUGGUAAGAACGGAUCUGUUCCUACGACAUCCAUGAAAGCUGGCAAGAAAUCGGUUACAGAGGACCUUGUGACAACGUUCAGCUCACCAGCAGCAUGGCUUCUUGUUGUUGCUCUGAUUGUUACUUGGUCAGCAGUGGCUAUUGUAAUGUUUGACUUGGUGGAUUACAAAGCCUUUGCAGGAAGAUCUGUUAACAAGCUCAGCACAGAACCACUGAGAAUCAUUCAUGAGACCUUGGAAGAAUCCACUGAUUGGCUUUAUGGCUUUAUUUCUUUACUAUCUGACAUCGUAUGGAGUGAUGAUGAUGACAGUGAUGAAGGCGAAGUGGAACAUUCCCUGAAAAGAAAAGAAAUUCAUAAAGAGAAACCUGAAAGACACGAGAAACGAACAUCACCAAAGGUAAUUCACAGAGACAAACCUGAAAAACGAGAAAAAAUUGAAACCAAGGAACCCAUAAAGGUGACACAUAAAGACAAAUUGGAAAGACAAGAAAAACCUGAAAAAAAAGAAAGGCAUACAGUUACGCACAAAGAGAAACCUGAAAAGCCAGAAAAACAUGAAAAGAAAGCACCUUCCAAAGCAAUUCAAAAAGAAAAAGCCGAAAGACAAGAAAAAGUUGAAAAGAAAGCUCCUCCUAGAGUAUUUAAAAUAGAGUUUCAAGCAUGUGAAAAAGUCAUUGGGAUCUACGACCAGGCAGCAGUUUGCACAGUAGCUGUGCUGGGAGCCAGGACAAAUGCCAAAACAGAGGCCGCACGUUUCUGGCCUGGGACACGCACAGUACCCUGCAGGUGCACAAGCGUUGGUAGCUCUCAGGCACCUGUAGCUCCAAAAUCCUUGGCUGAGAGCCCUGAAUAA
Struthio camelus australis is the source of this 986-nucleotide messenger RNA. The record is from RefSeq and is a predicted model, not a curated record. NCBI's taxonomy places the organism in Eukaryota, Metazoa, Chordata, Aves, Struthioniformes, Struthionidae.